AUGGCACAAAAAGUUGGGGUCUCCAAGCUCGAGACUGUUAAUACUGGCGACUAUGAUCCUGAUGCUGGACUCAGCGAUGAAGAGAGAGCAAGAAUAGACAAAGCUCUCGUCCGAAAACUCGACUUCAAACUCAUCCCAUGGCUCUCGUUCCUAUACCUCAUCUCCUUCCUCGAUCGAACAAACAUCGGCAAUGCCAAAGUCGACGGCUUGGCCAAAGACCUCCAUCUCACGCCUGGCCAAUACAACGCAACACUCUCUAUUUUUUUCGUCUCAUACUCGGUCUUUGAGCCCUUGACCAACGUCUUGCUUAAGAAAUGGAGACCUAGUGUCUUUCUUCCCGUCAUCAUGACACUCUGGGGUGUAGUCAUGGUAACCAUGGGAUUAUGCCACAACUUCGCUGGCCUUGCUACUGCACGCUGGUGGCUAGGUUUUGCAGAGGCAGGACUCUUCCCUGGUGUUAACUACUAUCUGUCGUGUUGGUACAAGCGCAAGGAACUUGGUAUCAGAGCAGCCAUCUUCUUCUCGGCGGCAGCACUGGCAGGAUCAUUCGGUGGACUCUUGGCAGCUGGAAUCGCUCAGAUGAAGGGAGUUGGAGGCAAGCCAGGUUGGGCUUGGAUCUUCAUUCUUGAAGGCUUGGUCACCGUAGUCGUUGGCAUUGUUUCUUACUGGAUGGUCCACGAUUUCCCCGACGAGGCAACUUUCCUCUCUGUCGAUGACCGCGCCAGAGUAAUCAGAAGACUCAAAGAAGACCAGCAAGCAAGUGCCGAACAUGAGGAAUUCAAAAUGACCUACUUCUGGCAAAGCAUCUCGGACUGGAAAACCUGGUGUUUCGCAGUCAUCUACAUGGGAGCCGACGGCGCACUCUACGCCUUCUCUCUCUUCCUGCCCACCAUCAUCAACGCACUCGGCUACAGCGGUACAACAGCAAACUUGCUUUCCGUACCUCCCUACGCCUGCGCUGCUGUAUUUACUGUCGUCAUCGGUGCUAUCGCGGACAGAACGCAAAAGAGAGGGUUGAUCAAUGUGUUUGUGUCGCUGAUCGGAAUCGUGGGCUUUGUCAUGUUGAUCGCGAGUCAAAACCCGCAUGUCAAGUAUGCGGGCACUUUCUUGGGUGCUCUGGGCAUUUAUCCUCUCAUCAGUAACAGUGUCACCUGGUGCUCCAACAACGUCGAAGGAGCCUACAAAAGAGGUGUCACAAUCGGCAUCGUCAUCGGAUGGGGUAACUUACAAGGCGUCGUGAGCUCAAAUAUCUACAGAGCUAGGGACAAGCCAAAAUUCUACCUCGGUCACGGAGUAGUGUUGGCAUACCUGUCUCUCUUCCUGUUCUGCGGCAGCUUGAUGACACACCUCUUACUCAAGGCCGAGAACAAGAAGAGACAAGCAGGCAAGCGCGAUCACUGGGUCGAGGGCAAGGACGACGCAGAGAUCAGAAUGUUGGGAGACAAGAGACCCGACUUCCUCUACGUCACGUAA
Messenger RNA from Aureobasidium namibiae CBS 147.97, 1473 nucleotides. Its product is annotated as MFS nicotinic acid transporter-like protein Tna1. The coding region runs from base 1 to 1473 and encodes 490 amino acids. Gene Ontology annotation, molecular function: transmembrane transporter activity. Lineage: Eukaryota; Fungi; Ascomycota; Dothideomycetes; Dothideales; Saccotheciaceae. The record is from RefSeq and is a predicted model, not a curated record. The transcript has 8 exons. Gene Ontology annotation, cellular component: membrane. Gene Ontology annotation, biological process: transmembrane transport.